This is a messenger RNA of Funneliformis caledonium, 1047 nucleotides long. NCBI's taxonomy places the organism in Eukaryota, Fungi, Glomeromycota, Glomeromycetes, Glomerales, Glomeraceae. The record is from the annotation of a GenBank genome assembly.
GAUGCACCAAUUAAACUUAAUGCUCUUGCCAUGGAAAAUAUGCGCGUCAGUCUUCCUGUAUUAAUCGAUCGUAUUAGGCAGCACUAUGGUGAAGCUUUUAUCUACCAAGUACAUAAAAUUGUUGGUUCAGCUGACUUUUUGGGUAAUCCUGUUGGUCUAUUCAAUAACCUUAGUUCUGGAGUCGUUGAUAUUUUCUACGAGCCAUACCAAGGAUUCGUGAUGAGCGAUCGGCCCCAAGAUCUUGGAAUUGGACUUGCAAGAGGCGCAACGAGUUUCUUCAAGAAGACUGUGUAUGGGUUUAGCGACAGUUUUUCUAAGGUUACAGGAAGUAUAGGAAAAGGUCUUUCUGCUGCAACCUUGGAUAAAUCUUACCAAGAUCGGCGAAGAAUGACCCAGUUCAGGAAUAAGCCCAAACAUGCAUUGUAUGGUGUUAGCCAAGGAGUUAAUUCUCUAGUAACAAGUUUUGGAAGCGGCAUUGAGGGCCUAGCACGUAAACCUUUAGAAGGUGCCGAGAGAGAAGGUGCAGCUGGGUUGCUCAAAGGAGUAGGAAAAGGAUUGGUUGGUUUCGUAACUAAACCUGUUGUCGGUGUGUUUGAUUUUGCAAGCAAUGUAACAGAAGGAAUUCGAAAUACUACCACUGUUUUUGAUGAAAACGAUAUUGCACCGGCAAGAUUACCUAGAUAUCCCUAUCAACAAAGAGAAGCUUUAGGACAAUCUUGGCUGAAAGGAUUGGAGGAUGGAAAAUAUUUUAAAGCAGAAUAUAUUGCACAUCUUGAUCUUAGAGGAGAUGAGCAAGUGGUAAUGCUCACACGAUCGCGCAUUAUGCUCGUAAAAAAUAGAAAAUUAAAAGUAGAAUGGGAAGUUCCAUUUUCAGAUCUUCAAACUAUUGCUUUGCAGCCCAGCGGAAUUUUACUUAAUCUAAAAGGGAAUGCACCAGGACCAUUUAUUCCUAUUCCUGACGCUGAGAGUAAAGAAUGGUUUGAAAAGAAGAUUGAAUUAAUAAUUAACGAAUACAAUGCAGAAUCAAAAGACUUUAGAGAUGAAUAA